AUGGAUGUGGAAAGCGCGGAGUGCUGGGCCGGGAGGGACAGGAUGGUGGCCGAGGAGGGCAAGACUAGAGCUACGGACUUUUCGAUUGCGGCGAUUAUGGCCCGCGCCGCAGAGCCGCGCAGCCCCGUCGCAAGAUCCCCGCCACUUACCGGGUCGGUGUCGCGUCAGAGUUCGCCGGCGUCACUCAGUUCGCCGGCGUCGAGCUGUCGGUCACCUCUGCUCGAUGAGGACGUCGAAGUUGACGUGGAACAAUGUUCCGAUGGCGAGCGAGACACGUCAGACCACGCGGCGCCAUCGCCAGCACCUUCUUCUGAACUAGGCGAGCGAGACACGCCUUCGCCAGCGCGGCCGCUUCCUCCAGCCACUUCAUGCAACUGCGAGGAGUUGCUAUCUGUUGAUUGCCAGUUAGAAACAAAGGAGCUUUGGGAUAAGUUCCAUGACCUCGGCACGGAAAUGAUAAUCACGAAGACUGGCAGGUAA
Arctia plantaginis is the source of this 480-nucleotide messenger RNA. The record is from the annotation of a GenBank genome assembly. Lineage: Eukaryota; Metazoa; Arthropoda; Insecta; Lepidoptera; Erebidae.